Parascedosporium putredinis is the source of this 1851-nucleotide messenger RNA. Lineage: Eukaryota; Fungi; Ascomycota; Sordariomycetes; Microascales; Microascaceae. The record is from the annotation of a GenBank genome assembly.
AUGGCAAGCGAACACCCGAGCCCGCGAUCGGGCAGCCGUCCCAUCUCGCGCACCUCCUCCGCCGCGACCUCGACCCGCAGCCCCGCGCGCGAGUCCUUCCCCGGCAUAACCACGAUCCCCUCGCGCGCGCUGGCGCAGGCGCGCCCCUCGCCCGUAGGCACCGCCAACUCAGACCCCACAGCCUACGCAUCAGGCAUCCGCCGCCGCGGCACCAACGCGACCCUCUUCCGCCCGUACGACGACUUCGACGACAACGACUUCAACUGGCCCGGCUGGCACCCCGGCAGCGAGCCCGGCUUCGACCCGGACAUGCCCCACGGCGGCCACCCGUCCCUCACCGCCCUCAAAACCCUCUGCGAGAUCACCGUGGUCGACAUCUCCCGCGAGCGCGUCGACACGCGCAGCUUCGAAAACGACGGCUUCAUCGACUUCAUGCGCGUGCCCCAGCCCGCCUGGGCCAAGUGUCGCUGGAUCAACAUCAACGGCAUCAGCUGGGACGUUAUCCAGGCCGUCGGCAAGCACAAGAACCUGCACAAGCUCGCCAUCGAGGACAUCAUGAACAAGAUGAAUCGGACAAAGUGCGACUGGUACCCCAACCACGCCUUCAUGGUCAUGACUCUGCAGAAGCUCGUGCGCAUGGUCGACCCGGACUCGUCGUCCGACUCCGACUCCGAUUCCGAUUUCGACUCCGUCUUCGACGCCUCUUCCACGUCGUCCUCGUCUUCCUCCUCCAUGAAAUCCUUUCCCGGCCGCUCCUUUCGCCGCCUCGCGCGCGAAACCCGCCGCUUCUUCCGCGCCACCCGUCGCCGUCGCCCAUCCCUCAUCGACGCCGAAAAGGACGCCAUGGCCGCUGCCGCCGCCGCUGCUGCUGCCGCGGGCAGCGGCGUCCGCGUAUCCGGCACCGCGACCCCCAACAUGAACGUGCUGUCCGGCAUCGACGUCAUGCCCAACCUGCGCUCCCUACAGCGGUACCGCGCCUCCAACCUCGCCCGCUCCGAGUUCAUGGAGCGCCACUCCUCGCUCUCGAGCCGCGGGCUCGCCGUCUCCGCCGAGCAGGUCGCCAUCUUCCUCAACUCGGACAACACCGUCAUUUCCUUUUUCGAGCUCUCGGCCGACGACGUCGAGAAGCCCAUCAUCAAGCGCCUGUCCACCCCGGGCACCAUCCUGCGCCAGUCGUGCGACGCCUCCCUCAUCGUCCAGGCCAUCAUCGACGCCACCAUCGACUUGGCCGUGCCCCUCACCGCCCCCUCGGUCAAGCAGUCCCGCAGCCUCUAUAUCAUCAUUAGCGAGAUCAACAAGAUGCUUUCCUUCCUCAACCCCAUCGACAACCUCGUCUCCGUCCUGCGCGACCACCGCACCGACAUGUCCGAGGAGCAGGCCUCCGCCUCCGUCGUCCUGCAAAACACCGGUACCGGCGUCAUCGUCACCCCGCUGACACACACCUACCUCGGCGACGUGCUCGAUCAGUGUCUCGUCGUCGGCGAGGCUCUCCAGCAGAGCAAGCAGUCCGCCGAGAACCUCAUCAACCUCAUCUUCAACACCAUCUCCGCCGCCCAGAACGAGACCAUGAAGCAGCUUACCAACGCCACCAUUGUCUUCUUGCCCCUGACCUUUUUGACCGGGUAUUUCGGGAUGAAUUUCGAGCCUUUUGACGAGUUAUACCGCGGUACCACAUUUUUCUGGAUCAUUGCCAUUCCCACCGUCGCCGCCGUCACCCUCGUCCUCAUGAGAAGCUUCCUCUACUCCUGGGGCAACUCGUUUGUCCAGAGGCGGUACAUUGGCGCCUCGAGGAAGCAGACUAAGCGCCAGAAAAAGGCCUACAAGCGACGGAACCGAACGCAGCGAAUGUAG